UAUAAUAAAAUAUUGAAAUAAUAUUUACAAAAACUGAAUUUUGACCAUGAUAAGAGUGAACCAUUCAUCUAGUAGCGAAGAAGAAGAAGAAAUGGCGAGAUUUUCAGUUGGAAGAGAAGAAGAUGAUAAUGAUGAAGGACCCAGUAACCCCACAAGAAGACCUGAACCCAAGAGACGGAGAACUACCGCCGGAACUUUCUCUUGUAGCGCCGUUAUCCGUCAACAAGAAGAAGAAGAAGAAAGAGAAAGGGAAAGGGAAAGGGAAAGAGUUGCUGAGGAAGAAGUAGAGGAGGAUGCAGAGGAGGAGGCAGAGGAGGAGGAUUGGGGAUCGGAAUCGGAAUCUGAGGGAAAUUUCCGAUCGAGCGGUGAUCGGAGAGUGCCGGUUCGUGAAUCGGAGGUUUCAAGAGAGAACAGGUCCAUUUCUGUGGAGGACCCAGACCAGAAUUUGGAGGGUUCAAGAGGAAACGGGUCAAUUUCUGUGAUGUUAUCGGAUCCGGAUGUGUUGGAUUGCCCAAUCUGCCUCGAACAUCUCCGUGUUCCAAUCUUUCAGUGUGAGAAUGGGCACAUAGCAUGUGCCUCCUGCUGCACCAAGAUUGCUAAUAAGUGUCCAUCAUGCUGUUGGCCAAUUGGAUAUAACCGUUGUCGAGCUAUGGAGAAGGUUGUAGAAUCUGUGAAGGUCUCAUGUGUGAACAAAAUGUAUGGUUGCAAGGAGAUCCUGAGUUAUAGUAAGAAAACUGACCAUGAAAAUGCAUGCAUCUAUGUGCCUUGUUCUUGUCCUUUCCAUGUCUGUGACUUUAUAGGUACUUCAACAAAUGUAUAUGCACAUUUUAGCGACAAACAUGCUUCUUCGGCAGAGCACAUUUUUUUCAAUGCUGUCCAUCCAAUUCAUAUAGAAAAAGAUCAAAGUUACAAAAUUCUUCAAAUGAGGACAGAAGGUAUACUUUUUAUCAUCAACCAUGCUAGCGACCGUGUUGGAAGUGCUUUCAACAUUAUCUGUGUUGGACCAGCUAGGCAGAAGAGAAGGUUCUCGUACAAGCUUGUAGUAACAGACGGGGAAAGCUCCUUUAAACUAGAAUCUGUUGCAGAGUGCAUCCCAAACUGGUCAGAAAAUAGUCCUUUGAAAAAAUUCCUCGUGGUCCCAAGAGAUGUCGUUAAUUCCAGUGCUCCGCUGAAGUUGAAUGUUUUCAUAGAAGAGAAGGAAUACGUCUGCAAUGGUUGCAGAUGUUCAAUUUUCGAUUUCUUUGUUUUUGCCGAACAGCAGCAUCCACUUAUUGUUCAUCAAAGAUCAUUUGGUUCUCUCCGGCUUGCAGACAUGUUUUCAGCUGAUGCUGUGCCUAGUGAAGGAGAAUUUGCAACGGGAAAGAGGAUGGAUCAAGGUAUUAGUGAACCUGAAGGGAGUAGAAAAAAGAAGAAAAAGCAAGUAGCCACUCCUCAUCCUACUUGCUCUUGGGUGCACUUCAGCUGUGGCUUUAUUAAAAGGCAUAGUGCUACAACACAUCCUGAAUCUUUAGGCCUGAAAGCUCAUGUUAGUAAGAGCACAUCACUUUUCAGGCCACAGAGAUGGAAGCUGAUGGGUCCUGAGGAGAAGGUAAAGUACACUACUCGUGCCUGCAAAGUGUGGGAUAAGUACCUGAGCAGGUUAAACUUCCCCCCCGAAUUUAACGCUUCCGCUUCUCUAUAUGUGAUAUUGUCGUCUGCUUCAGUGAACCAUUCAUCUAGUAGCGAAGAAGAAGAAGAAGAAGAUGAAGAAAUGGCGAGAUUUUCAGUUGGAAGAGAAGAAGAUGAUAAUGAUGAAGGACCCAGUAACCCUACAAGCAGACCUGUACCCAAGAGACGGAGGACUACCGCCGGAACUUUCUCUUGUAGCAUCGUUAUCCGUCAACAAGAAGAAGAAGAAGAAAGAGAAAGGGAAAGGGAAGGGGAAAGGGUUGUUGAGGAAGAAGUAGAGGAGGAGGCAGAGGAGGAGGAGGAUUGGGGAUCGGAAUCGGAAUCUGAGGGAAAUUUCCGAAUGAGCGGUGAUCGGAGGGUGCUAGUUCGUGAAUCCGAGGUUUCAAGAGAGAACAGGUCUAUUUCUGGAGAGGACCCAGAUCAGAAUUUGGAGGGUUCAAGAGUAAACGGGUCAAUUUCUGUGACGUUAUUGGAUCCGGAUGUGUUGGAUUGCCCAAUCUGCUUUGAACAUCUCUGUGUUCCUGUCUUUCAGUGUGAGAAUGGGCAUAUAGCAUGUGCCUCUUGCUGCAUCAAGAUUGCUAAUAAGUGUCCAUCAUGCUGUUUGCCAAUUGGAUAUAACCGUUGUCGAGCUAUGGAGAAUGUUCUAGAAUCUCUGAAAGUUUCAUGCGUGAACAAUAGGUAUGGUUGCAAGGAGAUUCUGAGUUAUAGUAAGAACACUGAGCAUGAAAAUGCAUGCAUCUAUGUGCCUUGUUUGUGUCCUUCCCAUGGCUGUGACUUUAUAGGUACUUCAGCAAAGGUAUAUGCGCAUUUUAGCGACAAACAUGCUUCUUCAGCAGAGCACAUUUUUUUCAAUGCUGUCCAUCCAAUUUAUAUAGAAAAAGAUCAAAGGUACAAAAUUCUUCAAAUGAGGACAGAAGGUAUACUUUUUAUCAUCAACCAUGCUAGUGACCGUGGUGGAAGUGCUAUCAACAUUAUCUGUGUUGGACCAGCUAGGCAGAAGAGAAGGUUCUCGUACGAGCUUGUAGUAACAGAUGGAGAAAGCUCUUUUAAACUAGAAUCCGUUGCAGAGAGUGUGCCAAACUGGUCAGAAGACAGUCCUUUGAAGAAAUUCCUUCUGGUUCCAAAAGAUGUCGUUAAUUCCAGUGCUCGGCUGAAGUUGGAUGUUCUCAUAGAAGAGAAGGAAUGAGUCUGCAAUGGUUGCACAUGUUGAUGUACCAUAUCUUCAUGAUGUAAUUUUGGCCUGUUCAUGUAGCAUUGCCUUGGUAACUUCUUUGGAAAUUUUAUGUCAAUAGACAAUAGUCAUUGGAUUUGUGCUUGCUAUAUUUGGGGAUUUGAAUUUGUGCUGUUGAAUUUACUUUGUUCCUUA
Solanum stenotomum is the source of this 3034-nucleotide messenger RNA. RefSeq lists its product as uncharacterized. NCBI's taxonomy places the organism in Eukaryota, Viridiplantae, Streptophyta, Magnoliopsida, Solanales, Solanaceae. The record is from RefSeq and is a predicted model, not a curated record. Bases 47 to 2854 code for a protein of 935 amino acids. The transcript is spliced from 10 exons. Gene Ontology annotation, molecular function: zinc ion binding.